Messenger RNA from Mus caroli (Ryukyu mouse), 762 nucleotides. RefSeq names its product retinoic acid receptor responder 2 (gene Rarres2). Gene Ontology annotation, cellular component: extracellular matrix. Gene Ontology annotation, molecular function: signaling receptor binding. The record is from RefSeq and is a predicted model, not a curated record. NCBI's taxonomy places the organism in Eukaryota, Metazoa, Chordata, Mammalia, Rodentia, Muridae. Gene Ontology annotation, biological process: positive regulation of chemotaxis; inflammatory response; regulation of lipid catabolic process.
AGGCGGGGCUUUGGGGACCAAGAGAGAGGAGAAAAGGGAGAUGAGAGGGUGAGAGGGAACAACUGCCAGGGAGCUGUUCAAGGGACCACACAGAAAAAGGCCUCGCUAAAGCAACAAACCUGAUCAUUUUCAAGGACUGAGGUGAAGCCAUGAAGUGCUUGCUGAUCUCCAUAGCCCUAUGGCUGGGCACAGUGGGCACACGUGGGACAGAGCCUGAACUCAGCGAGACCCAGCGCAGGAGCCUGCAGGUGGCUCUGGAGGAGUUCCACAAACACCCACAUGUGCAGUGGGCCUUCCAAGAGAUCGGUGUGGACAGCGCUGAAGAAGUGCUCUUCUCAGCUGGCACCUUUGUGAAGUUGGAAUUUAAGCUCCAGCAGACCAACUGCCCCAAGGAGGACUGGAAAAAGCCGAAGUGCACAAUCAAACCAAACGGGAGAAGGCGGAAAUGCCUGGUCUGCAUUAAAAUGGACCCCAAGGGUAAAAUUCUAGGCCGGAUAGUCCACUGCCCAGUUCUGAAGCAAGGGCCUCAGCAGGAUCCUCAGGAGUUGCAAUGCAUUAAGAUAGCACAGGCUGGCGAAGACCCCCACGGCUACUUCCUACCUGGACAGUUUGCCUUCUCCAGGGCCCUGCGAACCAAAUAAGCCCUAGACAGGACUUCACCUUACUCCCUGUACAGCUGUGGCAGCACCCAGCAGGAGCCUAUCAUCUCCCAGAGACUUUCAACUCCAGGCUAAUAAAAUUGCUGAGUCUGUUCCUUUCAAA